CAAUCUGAAGAUCUUGAACUGUAGAAAAUUGAAUUUUUAAAACUACGUUGUUCUGGUUUUCUUUUCAAUCUUCGAUUUGACAAAUUGAUCCAAUUUUUAUCCAAAAAAAAACUACUGAUGCCGUAACUGUAGGUCUUCUGGUUCGGAAAUUUGAGUUUCUAAGGAAGUAGAAAAAGUGUGAUUUUGUUUUUAUAUAUUUAUUGAUUUUGGAUGGUUUUGAACUUUUGAAAGUACAGAUUGAUAGGAACCCGAAGAGUCAAAAUCUUUGGGCUUUUUUUCUUUUCUUGAAAAGGAAAGGAUUUGUCUGUAACGGAGAUGGUUACUAAUGGUGUAAAUGUAAGCUUUAAGAGGAGUUACUGUGUAUUUAAGUAUUGCCAGCUUGGAAUUUCGGGAGUGUCUCGACAGUUUUGAACUGGUGGGGUGUGGCCAAGAUUAUUAAGAAGAGGAUCUGUGAUUGUUUGCAAAUGUGGGCUGUGGACAGUGGAUGCCAGGUGAUUGGAAAUUGAGAAUUUUGUCUCAGUUUUAAGUAGGAAUUAUAAAUCAACUUGUCUGCAACUUCGAGAUUAGAAUUGGAGACUGCAGAGUUUGAUCGGUUCUCGGUGUUAAACCCAGAAAGGUUCUUUGUUUCGAGUUUAGAAUUUGCAUUUGCAUUUUUUUUUCCCCAGUUUUUUGAACUCGAAUCGCGAUAUCGUUCGUAUUUCUGUCGUGUCGCGUCGUGAGUAGGCUUUGAAUUCAAAGGGUCUUUUCGGUGCAACUCAAGCAUCUACUGGGUGACUGAUCUUUGGCGGUUCGCUUCGCAGCUCAGCUUUAGUUGCAAUACGUGAGUGGAAACAAGGAUCUCGACGCUGGCGUGCAGGUGUCAUAUAGUUAAGGGUUUGUAGAUUUCAAUUUUUCUUUCGCUGGAGUGUUGUCCUGAUAUGAGGAUCACGUCAAAGAUUCAGCUUUGUUAUAUCGAUUCGUGAGUGCGAACUGACGCAACGGUUUCAUAGGCACCAGCAUUAUACUCCUAAUCAAACAAUCGAUUUCCUUUGUAUGGAUUUUUUCUCGGUUUCCUCUGUUCGGAUUCAGAGUCACUGAAACGGUUAGGAAUUGAUCUUCUUCUCAGAAGGUAAGCGGUUAGUCCAUAGUGGUUAGGAGCCAUUAAACUGCAGGAAAAAUGAAGGGUGCUGUGCUUGUAGCUAUAGCUGCUGCGAUUGGGAAUAUGUUGCAGGGAUGGGAUAAUGCAACGAUUGCAGGGGCUGUUCUCUACAUUAAGGAGGAAUUUGAUUUGGAAAGUCAGCCAACAGUAGAAGGGCUAAUUGUGGCUAUGUCACUUAUUGGAGCUACGGUUAUUACAACAUGCUCUGGACCCAUAUCAGAUAUGCUCGGUCGGCGUCCAAUGCUGAUAAUCUCAUCAAUCCUCUAUUUUGUUAGUGGUAUGGUAAUGCUAUGGUCUCCAAAUGUUUAUAUCCUUCUCUUGGCAAGACUUUUGGAUGGAUUUGGAAUUGGUCUCGCAGUCACUCUUGUUCCUGUCUAUAUAUCUGAAACGGCCCCACCAGAAAUAAGGGGAAUGCUAAACACCCUUCCACAGUUCACUGGUUCUGGUGGAAUGUUUCUGUCAUACUGUAUGGUUUUUGGGAUGUCGCUGAUGGAAUCGCCAAGCUGGAGGUUGAUGCUUGGUGUUCUUUCUAUUCCCUCUCUUGUAUAUUUUGUGUUGACAAUAUUUUUCUUGCCUGAAUCCCCACGGUGGCUUGUGAGUAAAGGGCGAAUGGUUGAGGCUAAACGCGUAUUGCAGAGGUUACGUGGAAGGGAAGAUGUCUCAGGUGAGAUGGCUUUGCUGGUUGAGGGUCUUGGAGUUGGAGGUGAAACUUCAAUAGAAGAGUAUAUAAUAGGCCCGGCCAAUGAUCUGACUGAUGAACAUGACCCGACAGCUUCGAAGGACCAGAUCAAGUUAUAUGGGCCUGAAGAGGGUCUUUCUUGGGUUGCCAGACCCGUCACUGGGCAGAGUACUCUUGGUCUGGUGUCACACCAUGGGAGCAUGGAGAACCAGAGUGUACCACUUAUGGACCCUCUUGUCACCCUCUUUGGCAGUGUCCAUGAGAAGCUUCCUGAGACAGGAAGCAUGCGAAGCAUGCUCUUUCCAAACUUUGGUAGCAUGUUCAGUGUGGCAGAGCAUGGUAGAAAUGAACAGUGGGAUGAGGAGAGCCAGCAGAGGGAAGCUGAGGAUUAUGCGUCUGAUGCUGGUGGUGGUGAGUCUGACGACAAUUUGCAUAGCCCAUUGCUUUCACGUCAGGCAACAAGUAUGGAAGGGAAGGACAUAGUGCCACCUCUUGCUUCCCAUGGUAGCCACUUAAACAUGAGACGCAACAGUAGCCUCAUGCAAGGAAAUGCUGGGGAGGCAGUCAGCAGUAUGGGUAUUGGUGGUGGUUGGCAGUUGGCAUGGAAAUGGUCUGAGAAAGAAGGUGAAGAUGGAAAGAAGGAAGGGGGAUUCAAGAGGAUUUAUUUACACGAGGAGGGCUUCCCUGGGUCCCGGCGUGGCUCUCUUGUCUCACUUCCUGGUGGUGAUAUUCCUGAAGGUGGUGAAUACAUUCAUGCUGCUGCUUUAGUGAGCCAGCCUGCUCUCUACUCCAAGGAGCUUAUAAAGCAGCAUCCAGUUGGACCUGCUAUGGUUCAUCCAUCUGAAACUGCUGCAACAGGGCCAAGGUGGGGUGAUCUUUUCGAGCCAGGAGUCAAACAUGCAUUGAUUGUUGGGAUAGGGAUUCAAACACUUCAACAGUUUUCAGGCAUAAAUGGGGUUCUGUACUACACUCCUCAGAUUCUUGAGCAGGCCGGUGUUGAAGUUUUACUCUCUAAUAUGGGCCUCAGUUCAGCCUCUGCAUCUCUACUAAUUAGCGCUCUCACAACCCUCCUGAUGCUUCCUUGUAUAGCUGUUGCCAUGAGGCUUGUGGAUUUCUCUGGAAGAAGGGCACUUCUUCUCACCACGAUUCCUGUGUUGAUAGGGACACUCAUCAUUCUUGUCAUUGGCAACACUGUGACUAUGGGUACCGUCAUCCACGCUGUAAUUUCAACUAUUAGUGUUGUUGUCUACUUCUGCUGCUUUGUCAUGGCAUUUGGACCGAUUCCCAACAUCCUCUGCUCGGAGAUCUUCCCCACCCGAGUCCGUGGGCUCUGCAUUGCAAUAUGUGCACUGACAUUUUGGAUUUGUGACAUCAUUGUUACCUACACACUCCCAGUCAUGCUCACCUCCAUUGGGCUUGCCGGUGUCUUUGGUAUAUAUGCUCUUGUAUGUUGUAUCUCAUGGGCUUUCGUCUUCUUGAAAGUUCCAGAAACCAAGGGCAUGCCCCUUGAGGUUAUCCAAGAAUUCUUUGCUGUUGGUGCAAAACAGGCUGCUGCCAAGAAUGAGUAGUUUAAUGGUCAGGAACUUUAAAUGGUGCCAUUUUUUUGGCAUUCUGUGCUGCCAAAGUUGUUAUUCCUGCUGUCAGCUGCACAUUGCCUGUGCUGUUUGGAGCUAAAGAUGAUGAGAUGAUUGGUUGUGGUGGUGAUUAUAUUUAAAAAGAAGAGGUGAGCAUCAAAUGGAUGGGAGUUGGGUAAAUCAAGUAAUUAGUGUCUUGAAAGUUUGGUUGUGUUCUUCUCUUCUCUUCAACAAGUUUUGAGAGCAAGAGACUUUGAUUUCUUUCUCUGGCAUCAAAAAAUUUUCCCCCUUUUUGCUAUAUCUGUUAUUUUUGUGUUGAAGCUAUAUUUGAUUUGGUUUCAUUACUUUCUGGUGUAUAUGCAUGUAAAUGAGAGUGCGGCAUUUGUAGUCUCAAGACAGGUCGCUCGAGGAAUAUUUCAUUUGGAAUAAAUGUCACAAAUGGUUGAGGGAA
This is a messenger RNA of Macadamia integrifolia, 3842 nucleotides long. Its product is annotated as monosaccharide-sensing protein 2-like. Gene Ontology annotation, cellular component: membrane. The transcript is spliced from 6 exons. The record is from RefSeq and is a predicted model, not a curated record. NCBI's taxonomy places the organism in Eukaryota, Viridiplantae, Streptophyta, Magnoliopsida, Proteales, Proteaceae. Gene Ontology annotation, biological process: transmembrane transport. The coding region runs from base 1157 to 3385 and encodes 742 amino acids. Gene Ontology annotation, molecular function: myo-inositol:proton symporter activity.